AUGUCUGAGAACUCCGUUUGCUCACCAGUAUGUGGCUCAUGGGAAUCACUGGACUCGAAAGGUUGGAGGUUGGGUGCACGGACUAGAGGAUCGUGUAUACUGGCUUCGGUUAUGCCAACACACAUCCACAUCGCACCGUCUGCGCUCUGUCGAGAACACGAAGAGGUGAUAUCUACAAGGGAGCCCGACCGUGUCUGUCAUCGGGGGAUCGGGUACCAGGAUGCCAAAAUUCGGCUGAAAUCCGCAGAAAAAAAUCUGCAGCUCAGCCCAGAAAUCCGCAGACCAGCGCAUGUCCGACUUUCACUGGGCCUCAGGGCUUGUAGCCGACUCUCCGGGGGUCAGACGAUCCCAACGGUUGAGUUGAUCGAGGCACAGACCCAGCUUAGAAGCUCUUUGCUGAAGGGUGGGUGCUUCAAGAAUCAAAUUCCAGAAUUUCUCAGGCCUAUUCUUAAUGCUGGCAGCAAGUCGAUUUUCAAUCAUUGUCGAUAG
Laccaria bicolor S238N-H82 is the source of this 489-nucleotide messenger RNA. RefSeq lists its product as uncharacterized. The record is from RefSeq and is a predicted model, not a curated record. NCBI's taxonomy places the organism in Eukaryota, Fungi, Basidiomycota, Agaricomycetes, Agaricales, Hydnangiaceae. The coding region runs from base 1 to 489 and encodes 162 amino acids. The transcript is spliced from 9 exons.